Trichomonas vaginalis G3 is the source of this 249-nucleotide messenger RNA. RefSeq lists its product as uncharacterized. The transcript has a single exon. The record is from RefSeq and is a predicted model, not a curated record. Bases 1 to 249 code for a protein of 82 amino acids. NCBI's taxonomy places the organism in Eukaryota, Parabasalia, Trichomonadida, Trichomonadidae.
AUGCUCAGAUUAUCCUCAAACUCCUCCUCAGAUUAUCCUCAAACUCCUCAGUCUAAUCCUCAAACUCCUCCUCAGAUUAUCCUCAAACUCCUCAAACUCCUCCUCAAACUACUCCUCGGUCUAAUCCUCAGACUCCUCCUCAGAUUAUCCUCAAACUCCUCCUCAGAUUAUCCUCAGACUCCUCCUCAGAUUAUCCUCAGACUCCUCCUCAGAUUAUCAUCAAACUCCUCAAACUACUCCUCGGUCUAA